UCAUGGCGGUAGAGAUGAAUGUGUUCAGAAACAAAUUAGUGUUUGUUAUUGUUUUGUUGUUGACACAAUGCUCUGUGAACAUUUUCGUGUUAGCAUCAACGACGGUACCGCCUACUGGAGGUUCUACGGCUCCUGUAGGAACAGAGUCCUCACCUGCACCCACAUUACCAGCAUCCACAGUCCCUACGCCGCAAGUCCAGACAACAACCCCCAUUACCGCGACGCCAUCACCGAUACCUGUCAACACUGAUUUAGCUUAUUGUCCAUGUGAUGUAACUGGUAAUGCCUGUGAUGUUAACUGUUGUUGUGAUGGAGAUUGUACAGCAGAUGAUAGACUGGCAUUCAGUGAAUGCCUUAAUAUAUCUGUCAGUACUGAUGAUCGUUUAUGUAUGAGAUCUGAACUAAUUUUAUUUGAUAACUCACCAUAUGUUUCUAAUUAUACAUCCGAUGAAUUAUUCUGUUUGUACUUUGAUAAUAAUGCAGCUAGAAAUUAUUACACAAUACCAGACUUAGUUACAACUGAAGAGGUGUUUAAAUCUUAUGUUAAAGACUAUGCUGAGUUUUCUUUUGAACCAUCAAGCCCUGAACCAGUAACUUAUGGUGAUUACUACAAGAGUGGAGAUGAGAUCUAUAUUGUAUAUGAUAGCAGAUCUCAAGGUAAAUUAUCUUUACCUACUGCCCUGGCAUCAACUUUAUGUGCCGAUGGAAAUCCAGCAGCUUACUUGACAGAUACUCAAACACAGUGUAUACGGUCUAUCACUAGUUUGGCAACUCAAUGUACUAGUCUACCAUCUUUAUCAGCCAGUACAUAUUAUGAAGGUUUUCGUGUUGUAGUUUCACCAGCAUUAUUCCAGAAAUAUGUCCCCACAAAUGAUACAAAUUCUACAUCUACAGUUAAUUUAGAUAGUGUAACAGAUUUAUAUAAUAAUAGUUAUACAGUAGCUGUAGAGUUAGGAUCUAUAACAUGUAAAGAUGAGACAACUGGUCUUAUAGCAGCAUGCAAUAUAUCAUUACCAUCAUAUACUUCACCAACCUGUCUUAAUACAGUACUUCAGACUAGUUAUAUAAUACAACAUGAUGGUACUAAAGGUAUAACACAAGUUACAGUAGAUAUUUUACUAGGUUCUAUAUCAGAUACUACCAAUCUUCAUUCACAAGAUUUCUCUGUACAGUUUAAUGGCAUAAAUGAUGGAGAGAAGUUUAUACGAAGUGGUAAUCCAGGUUAUAGACAAGGUGAACCUUUAAUGGCAGGAGUCUUAAAUGGUACCACUGAUGCAGAUGGCAAUGUUAAUCAGGUGAUAUUAUUAAACAGUAAUAGAGAUGAAUGGUUAACUAUAGGAACUAGUGGUUCUACUGGGCAAUGUGGUACUUCAGAUAGAUUAUCUGUACAAUUUGGUCAAGAUAUACGAUCUGGUUGUUUCUUACAAAUAUCUCUGGCAAAUGUUACUGAUUACUGUGAACUUAUACAACAGCGUAUAAUAAACGCUUUAGAAGGAGAUCAGGCACCUGUAUAUGAUGUUGCAGCAGGUACAUUUGAUUCAACUCUACGUUAUGUGGCUACUUUUGGUAAUUCUGACCCAGAAAAGGUUGGGGAUUGGUUACCCAUCCAAGUUCAAAAUCGACCUAACCCAAGUCCAGCCAUAGGACAAAGAUGUUCUCUCUCAUUAGGAAUGGGUAUACAAGUGUUAUAUGCUAAAGUUGGUUCACUGACAAAUGCUCAAUCUAAAAUACUGGGUGUGGCCUUUGUUUACAACCAGGCAGAAGAUGUAUAUUAUAGAUGUGUUGGUCCAUAUUGUCAACCUGGAGCAGAUCUCAGUCAGAAACUAGAAAUUACAAGUUCUGUAACAUUUAUUGAUGUAUCAAACCCAGCUGUAGGUUUUGAAGCUGAACCACCGUUAUUCCUGGCCAAAGUACCAUAUGAUUUCUUUUAUCCAUUUCUCACAGGGACAGCUCCCACAAUUCAUCUUAAUUUAUUAAUUGUUCUGUUUGUUGUUUUAAAGACAGUAUGUUAUUUAUAGUAGUUAUCGUAUGUAGGUAUUUAUAUGUAAAUCAGUGGGAAUAUACAGUAGAUAGACAUGCGUAUAAUGGACAUUGAUUCAAUCCUAAAUUUCUCUUAAAUGCACAAGCCAUAUGUUGACAUAUAUAUGUCUCAAAACAAAAUUCAAAAAUAUAUGUAAAUAUUGUUAUUAUUAUGUAACUAAACACAUUUGAGUAUAAAAAAAACUUUCAAGAAUGGGCUGGCUUGUAUGAAAAAGCAACAUUAUUAUUAAUCCAAGGUAAAAAAAAAAGAUUGAAGCACUCCAAAGCAUAAAUUCUCAAGUAGGUAUAAAUAACAAAUUCAGAUUUGUUUCCCUAAUCACUGAAACUUUCUUAGUAGAAGGUUUUCUAUUAAAGGUGGUUUUAUUUGUUGAUUAGUGUUGGUUUCACAAUUAAAUAAUCAAUCAUUCCCUUUUUAUAUCUAUAAUUUGUAUAUAUGUAGAUAUUUGUAUGUAUGUAAAAUAAUACUUAUAGAAAUGACUGAAUAUUCAUUGUUAAAUUAUGUAUUCUCCGUCCAAUUUUAUUUAUACAUUUGUUAUAGAUAUGUACUAGUAUUUUAUUAAUUGAACAAGUAUAGAAAUUAAAUUAAAUAAUUACCAUCAUUUGCAUUAAUUUCAAAUUCAAUAUAGAUUUGUAAAAUAAAAAUAUAAAGUAGGGUUUAGUUUUGCUGGUAAAUCAGCAUUAGCACCCCUAAAACAAUAGUUGAUAGGCUAAUUAAGGCUGGUUGCUAACUUAAAAAAUAAUUUUUAACUUUUAUAAAAGUAGCAACCUAGUCUUUAAUUUAGACAAGCAGAUUAUCUGGAUCGCAUUUAAUUCAUUACUCAAUUAUGAUUACUCCCUGCAGGUUGCAUUAAUUUGAUGGCACAUUGAUUUCGUGUUUUACAGUUAUGUUGAAAAUAUAUCUUUAUCUCACAUAAUAAUCAUAUUAUUCUUUAUGUUCAUUUUAUAUGUUGAAUAUAGAAUAUGUAAAUCAUGAUCAUUGUGUUUUAGAUUUAUAAAUAUUUUUAU
This is a messenger RNA of Patella vulgata (common limpet), 3045 nucleotides long. Its product is annotated as tectonic-3. The transcript has 14 exons. The record is from RefSeq and is a predicted model, not a curated record. Gene Ontology annotation, biological process: cilium assembly. Lineage: Eukaryota; Metazoa; Mollusca; Gastropoda; Patellidae. Bases 3 to 2018 code for a protein of 671 amino acids.